Molecule: messenger RNA, 1117 nt
Organism: Phyllostomus hastatus (greater spear-nosed bat)
Lineage: Eukaryota; Metazoa; Chordata; Mammalia; Chiroptera; Phyllostomidae
Gene: LGALS3
Product: galectin 3
Exons: 6
Coding region: 141-968 (275 amino acids)
Biological process (GO): neutrophil chemotaxis; negative regulation of extrinsic apoptotic signaling pathway; negative regulation of endocytosis
Cellular component (GO): nucleus; immunological synapse
Molecular function (GO): carbohydrate binding; IgE binding; laminin binding
Source: RefSeq, a predicted model, not a curated record
ACGCCCUGGCAGAGGCGGGGCGGGCGGGACUGGGCGUAUUUGAGACGUGGACCUGCAGCACCGUCGGGGACCAAACGACCUCGCCAGCAGCCACACUCGGAGCGAGCGAGCGAGCGAGUGAGUGCCCAGGAGUGUGGAAAAUGGCGGACAGUUUUUCGCUUAAUGAUGCCCUUUCUGGGUCUGGGAACCCCAACCCUCAAGGAUGGCCUGGUCAAUGGGGAAACCAGCCUGCUGGGGCAGGGGGCUACCCGGGGGCUUCCUAUCCUGGAGCCUACCCCGGACAGGCACCUCCUGGCGGUGGCUACCCCGGACAGGCACCUCCUGGCGGUGCCUACCCCGGACAGGCACCUCCUGGUGGUGCCUACCCUGGACAGGCACCUCCUGGUGGCACCUACCCCGGACAGGCACCUCCCGGCGCCUACCCUGGUUUUACAGCACCUGCUUAUCCUGGACCGACUGCGCCGACUGCUCCUGCGCCAGGAGCCUACCCUGGACAACCAAGUGGGCCUGGGGCCUACCCUGGUGCCGGCCCCACUGGUGUCCCUGCAGGACCACUGACUGUGCCUUAUAACCUGGCUUUCCCUGGAGGAGUCAUGCCUCGCAUGCUGAUAACAAUCCUGGGCACAGUGAAGCCCAAUGCAAACAGACUUGCUUUAGAUUUCAAGAGAGGGAAUGAUGUCGCCUUCCACUUUAAUCCACGCUUCAAUGAAGACAACAGGAGAGUCAUUGUUUGCAAUUCAAUGCUGAAUAGUAACUGGGGACGGGAAGAAAGACAGUCGGUUUUCCCAUUUGAAAGUGGUAAACCAUUCAAAAUACAAGUGCUGGUGGAAUCUGACCACUUCAAGGUUGCAGUCAAUGAUGCUCACUUGUUGCAGUACAAUCAUCGUAUGACGAACCUCAAGGAAAUCAGCGCAGUGAAAAUUUCUGGUGACAUUGACCUCACCAGUGCUUCAUACUCCAUGAUAUAAUCUUAAAGGGUCAGGUCUUCUUAAAAAUGAUACUGAAUAUAAACAUUACCCACUUAAAAGUUUCAUGUUUACUACAAGUGAAAAAUUUUACCUUUAUUCAACGAUGUCCUUCAUGUAAUUCAUCCAUUUAAUAAAUAUUCUCAGAGUUA